Messenger RNA from Ostrea edulis (European flat oyster), 1315 nucleotides. RefSeq lists its product as uncharacterized. The record is from RefSeq and is a predicted model, not a curated record. The transcript has 3 exons. NCBI's taxonomy places the organism in Eukaryota, Metazoa, Mollusca, Bivalvia, Ostreida, Ostreidae. The coding region runs from base 109 to 1197 and encodes 362 amino acids.
AUCAAUCAGGAACACGUAGAAUAUUCAUUCUGCACAUGUGCCAUUGGACAAAGUGGAUAUUGCGGCCAUGUAACAGCGCUACUCUACCAAAUAGCCUUUUAUAAACUGAUGAAAUAUAAGCUUAUUCCAACAGAUAUUGCAAGAACUUCAUUACCCCAAACGUGGCAUGUUCCAAGAGGUGAAAAACUACAGGGAGAAAAGGUUGACAAUAUUGUUGUGCAAGGGUACGACCGGAAUAACCCACAGAGAGCUACAAAAGGAAUUAAGUCAACCUUAUAUAAUCCUAUAUGUGGAGAGGAGGAAUUGGAUGUGAAUGGGUUUUUGGAUGAAAUCAAGGACCUAAACAUCAUGUUUAACACAUCAGUAGAAAAUUCAACAGAAAGGGUGCAGACAAAAUUUGGCAAUUUUCAAAAAGGAAGUGUACUCAGCUAUCAGCAGAAGUUAGCAACUGAUUAUGUUCUUAAUCUGAUGGAAGUUAAUGACUUUCCAAAUUUGCCAGUGAGGAAUGUAAUGAAGGAUAAUGUGUCAUAUGUACUGAGUGAAAAUCAAGUAAAAAAAUUUGAUUCCUUGAAAUUAACAGAGCUUGAGAGCAUUGAAAUGGAGGAAAGCACCCGGGAGCAGUCGAAUGAUCCGAAGUGGCAUAAACUGCGGCAUGCUAGAAUCACAGCUUCAUCAUCAGGGGAAAUUGCCAAGCGACGGGCAGAUGGCAGAAAACUAGCAGAGAGGUUACAAACAGCUAGACGUUUUCAGUCUGCUGCUAUGAAACGUGGCAUUGAGACUGAAGGUGUUGCUGCUCAAGCAUAUAGUGAGAAAAUGGAUAACAAUGUUAAUCUGUAUCCUUGCGGAGUGGUUGUUAGUCCUUUUUCUCAUUGGUUGGCUGCAACUCCAGACAGGAAAGUUUACUGUCCAUCAAGGGAUCCACCUUUUGGAUUGCUAGAAAUAAAGUGCCCGGACACUGACGACUUGUCAAAAGUGAAAUGUCUUCGAGAGGACAAUGGACAAUUAAAAUUAAAAACAAACGAUAACUACUAUUACCAAGUUCAAAUGCAAAUGGCUGUAACAGGAUUAGAGUGGUGUGAUUUUUAUGUAUGGUUGGAAAAUGUAUCGCACUUGGAAACAAUUUAUUUUAAUGAGCAGUUCUGGCAAUGUGCAAAAGACAAAUUGGAUUUAUUUUUUCUGACUUAUUAUUUGGAAUAAAAUUUGUAUUUCAGUUAUUUGCUAAAUAUGUGAUAUUGUUAGAUGAAAUAAGAACAAAAAAUGUGAAACAUAAGUUUUAUUUUUUCUGCUUUAUUAAUGGCCUUCUGAAUAACGUAAG